CCCCAAGCCCACCCCCUGAUCCCCCCUGUGGAUGUGCUGAACCUGUCUUCUCCCCCAGAGGGACACCUAUUGGGUGCUCCUCAUGCCCCAAGACAUGUCCUGCAUAGAGAAGUGCCAGCCCUGCCAGCCCUGCGGCCCCUGCCCGCUGGCCAGCAGCUGCAAUGAGUGCUGUGUCAGGCAGUGCCAGAGCUCCCACGUCGUCAUUGAGCCGCCUGCUGUGCUGGUGACCCUGCCCGGCCCCAUCCUCAGCUCCUUCCCACAGAACACCGCCGUGGGAUCCUCCACCUCCACUGCCGUUGGCAGCAUCCUCAGCUCUGACGGAGUGCCCAUCAGCUCCGGGGGCUUUGACAUCUCCUGCAUCACUCACAGUUAUGGUGGGAGAAGGUGUCCUCCAUGCUAA
Molecule: messenger RNA, 400 nt
Organism: Poecile atricapillus (Black-capped chickadee)
Lineage: Eukaryota; Metazoa; Chordata; Aves; Passeriformes; Paridae
Product: feather keratin Cos2-2-like
Exons: 2
Coding region: 83-400 (105 amino acids)
Cellular component (GO): intermediate filament
Molecular function (GO): structural constituent of cytoskeleton
Source: RefSeq, a predicted model, not a curated record